GUCCCGGCCCCGACCGACUCCGACCGUUCCUGGUUCUAGCGAAAGGAAAAAUCCCCCCUCCCCAUAUCAAAACGGAAUUUCUGAUGCUGGAUUUGUGUACACAAAUCAGCUUUGUGCUGCAGGAAGGCAUUGCGGCCAGAUCCCCAGGCUGGCCGGGGCGUAUGGGUCUAGUUGUUCAGCAUGGCAAACGGCUCCCCUUUAGGCCCAACAGCAUGACAAACCGCUUCGAUAAUGGGACGGAAGCUUCUGCCCUUGUCUUGUUGCAAGACAAAUGUGAUCUGUGACCUCAAAUCAGCAACACAAAACUUCGGAAACAUACCUUUUCAAUAUGGGGAGGGGGAGUUUUUCCUUUCAAUAGGAUCGCGCGGCACGCCACACUGCAGCACCUCAGCCUGAAAACCAACUACUUCAACCUGGAGGCCUUCGUGCCCCACCUGCUACUCCAGUGGGGCAACUUGAAGCAGUUAGCACUGCUGGAACCGCUGUUGGCCAUCGUUGCCAUGACGUCCGACGACCACGAGGUCGCGGUGUGGACCUACGUGACC
Molecule: messenger RNA, 545 nt
Organism: Amoebophrya sp. A120
Lineage: Eukaryota; Dinophyceae; Syndiniales; Amoebophryaceae
Source: the annotation of a GenBank genome assembly